Molecule: messenger RNA, 4894 nt
Organism: Spirometra erinaceieuropaei
Lineage: Eukaryota; Metazoa; Platyhelminthes; Cestoda; Diphyllobothriidea; Diphyllobothriidae
Source: the annotation of a GenBank genome assembly
AUGGCCGCUGCACGACAAUAUUCUGCGGAAGAUGUGUUCUGCAUGCAGUGAGUGUUAACUCAGAGCAUCACAGUCACCAAACCGAAAUCUAAAUUCACCGAGAGGAUCGAUGGAGUCAAAGUUAGGGGUGUCCUGGCGCGCAGAACCUCGAGUUAGCAUCUCGGGUGAGAGUGGCCGGAGAGAGAGAGAGAGAGAUGUCGGCUGUUAUUGUGGGUUCAAGUGUUUUGUUGCCCAAGGGCCGGCAUGCCGAAAUGAGGCAUGAGCGGUUGUGACCGUCUGAGUGCGUGCGUGUACCGUCGGUCAGACUUCAGUGUCUGUCCGUCUGGAACCGCUGGCUGGGAAGGUGAGUUGCCUCAGCGCAGCAAAACAUGGGACAAAAAAGCCGGGCAUGUUAAAAUAAUGACUAUCGACUACAAAAGUACACUAAUGCAGACAAACUGUCCGCAAAUAUCCGGCAUGGGACCAUAUAAUCUGGGCCGUUAGGGAGGGCACGAUCAAGGCCAUGGCAAGCACUCGUAAGCAAAAAGCUGACGGUCUGAACGCUGGGGGUCCCACUGAAGAGCCGAACCCCUCGCAGCUGUGUCACGCAGCGGCAGAAUAUCGGCGAAACACGUGUCUGGGCUUUUAGCAAGUAUCUAGGUCGGGAGUACGGUAUAAUACCUUUACCAUAUGGAAUUCAUACUACUCGCAGUACUACUUGUUUGUAGAAUGGGCAACAAAGAUGGUAAACGGUCUAAAAAACCAAUCCUACACGGACAGACUGAAUUGCCUUAAUCUAUUCCCUCUGUGUUACAGGCAGCAAAGAGGUGAUCUAAUCCUGGUUUACAAGAUAAUAAAUGGCCUUGAGCAUGGACUUAACUUUGAGGACAUGUUUCAGUGGCACCUUUCACCCAAUCUUCGUGGCCACUCGAUGAAGCUACGGACAACAAUGUCCAGGCUGAACCUUCGUUCUGAAUUUUUCACGCAAAGAGUAGUGGAGAAAUGGAACGAUCUCCCUCAGUCAGUCGUGGAGGCGACAUCCCUGCAACUCUUCAAGAAACGCUUGGAUGAUUAUUUGUGUCCCCUGUUUUCCCUCGACAGUCUGAAUCUGAGCUAAACACCCCGGUUCCCCACAUAUUUUUUCUCUGUGACAAUGCUACUCAAAUGAAUCAAGUACUAUGUAUAUAGCGAACAUUUUCAUUGUUACUGUACAGUUAUUUCUAACGAGUUGACAUGUUAUCAAUAGGGUUUUCAAAGGCUUUGCCAAUCAUCCUUAUCAAAUAAACUGAAAAACUGAAACUGAAACGUGGUUAUUCCACAGUAGUUGAUUGUCUUCGACUCAAAUGUUCAUUGAAAUUUCGGUUCUGACCCUAAAAAGUCAUGUCCCGGAGAUUUAACUCCAAGUUCUGCACUGAUUAAUUUCUGAAAUUAUUCAGAAUAUAUAUAUAUAUAUAUAUAUAUAUAUAUAUAUAUAUAUACAUUGUUAGGGGGCGCUCACCGAUCGUUCAUAAGGAACUCACUCGUUCCGUUGUGCCUUACGGGCUCUCGCUCUCGAGCAGUUGAUAAAAUGACAACAUUUUAAACUAAAAAUCAGCUUUCGACGUUAAAUCCCAUUGAAAACACAAAACCCACACAGCUAGAAAACCGUCUUCAGUUAUGAAAUUCUUGUUUACAGCUGUCUGCAAUAUUAAGAAACAAUUUCAUCUUGACUUGGUUGCACAAUAUAGGAGAUUGUGUUUCUGGCUUACUUUCGUUCGAAAAACUCUUUAUCGAAAUAAAUUUAAAUGUGAGCAUAAUUAUCAGUAUAGCCUAUGAACUAUGGAUCAGGACACUUUUUCCCGAUGCAAGAUUAACUAAUUCGAAGAGAUAGGGAGGUGGACAGUGGGAGGCUGUUUUUGCAAAAUAAAUGUUAAGUAUGCAAUUUGGCUGAAAACAAAUACUUCAUGACUUCAGCUGUUAUUUCCAACAAGCGCNCCGAUCACAACCGACAGGACAACGGGCCCGUGGCUCAAUGGUAGAGCGUUCAACUCCAUGACCAAAGAUCCCGGGUUCGAAUCUCAAGUGAUCCACACUUGGGGUUGGGUAUGACUGGCUGAUGACGGCUAAUAAGCCAGAAAUGGCCAUUCCGGUCUCCCUUGUCUUUGUCGGUAUUACCUUUCCAACAUAUAUCACUAGUCGCUGUGCGACUGCCUGCGAGGGUUUAAGUAUGAGCCCCAAGGCACAACGGAACGAGCAUGUUCCGUAACCUGAUCGGUGAGCGCCCACUAUCAUAAUUAAUAUUCCCGAUCACAACCGACAGGACAACGGGCCCGUGGCUCAAUGGUAGAGCGUUCAACUCCAUGACCAAAGAUCCCGGGUUCGAAUCUCAAGUGAUCCACACUUGGGGUUGGGUAUGACUGGCUGAUGACGGCUAAUAAGCCAGAAAUGGCCAUUCCGGUCUCCCUUGUCUUUGUCGGUAUCACCUUCUCAACAUAUAUCACUAGUCGCUGUGCGACUGCCUGCGAGGGUUUAAGUAUGAGCCCCAAGGCACAACGGAACGAGCAUGUUCCGUAACCUGAUCGGUGAGCGCCCACUAUCAUAAUUAAUAUUCCCGAUCACAACCGACAGGACAACGGGCCCGUGGCUCAAUGGUAGAGCGUUCAACUCCAUGACCAAAGAUCCCGGGUUCGAAUCUCAAGUGAUCCACACUUGGGGUUGGGUAUGACUGGCUGAUGACGGCUAAUAAGCCAGAAAUGGCCAUUCCGGUCUCCCUUGUCUUUGUCGGUAUCACCUUCUCAACAUAUAUCACUAGUCGCUGUGCGACUGCCUGCGAGGGUUUAAGUAUGAGCCCCAAGGCACAACGGAACGAGCAUGUUCCGUAACCUGAUCGGUGAGCGCCCACUAUCAUAAUUAAUAUUCCCGAUCACAACCGACAGGACAACGGGCCCGUGGCUCAAUGGUAGAGCGUUCAACUCCAUGACCAAAGAUCCCGGGUUCGAAUCUCAAGUGAUCCACACUUGGGGUUGGGUAUGACUGGCUGAUGACGGCUAAUAAGCCAGAAAUGGCCAUUCCGGUCUCCCUUGUCUUUGUCGGUAUCACCUUCUCAACAUAUAUAUAUAUAUAUAUAUGUUUGUUUGUGGGGAGUGUAGGGGUUUCCAGCGAUAGGCUUAAGGAUGGUCGUAGUAGGUCACUCAAUUGCUUGCAGGUGCAGACUACGCCUAGCGUCCAUUUGCUGACACCCAACUCUCACAUGUGGCUCCCCGAAGUUGGGCUCUGCGCGGCGGCCACGCCCCGGUAACCGCCUCGACCGGCGGGCUAAACCAGGUGAGGGUAUCCGUGCGUGCGCCUGACCGCACGGUACAGUGGACCUCGCUGACCGGAUAGAUCUUCGUGUCAGCAUCAUCGAGACGACGCUCCGUCUGGACAAUCGCAGGCGGCCAUGUGGCAAAUGAACCCAGGUCCCAGAUUAAUUCGGGUCGUUCUCUCACUACACCAAAGCCGUGGCCCAUAGUGGAGUUCAGCAGCCGUCUGGGAUGACCAGGCAGCCCUAUUUAGGGAGGCACUGCUUGCCCGCAAGUGGAGAAGGAAGUAAAGGUGCCCUACAAAUUGCUGGUAGCCACGCUGCCUGUAGGCUGACCGUGGCUGCAGACAAAAACACACGUUCAAAACAAUCAAAACAGAAACAACGGCCAUCUCUCUCCUCCUCUUCCUGCCUAUUCUUCUUCUCCUCCUCCUCCUUCCCCUCCUCACCGCCGCCCCACUCUCCAGACCGACAGGGUGAGCCCCUUCAUUCUGGCAGCCUGGAAUGUUCGUCCUCUUUUAGGCAAUCCGAGGAGCAAUCGACUGGAAAGGAGGACGGCGCUAGUGACUCAGGAGCUCGCGCGCUACAAGGUGGACAUCGCCUUACUUAACGAGACCCGGUUGUCCGAACAAGGCCAACUGGAGGAGGUGUGUGUCAGCUACACCUUACUCUAGAACGGUCGCCCAAAGGCAGAGCGACGGGACAUGGGUGCCGCCUUCGCUAUCCGGAACGACAUCGUGGAACAACUGUCCUGUCUGUCGCAGGGCAUCAACGAUCGCCUGAUUAGCCUUCGCCUGCCUCUCCGGGAGGCAAAUUCGCCACCACCAUUAUCAUCACCUACGUUCCGCCGAUGACCAGCCCUGACGCCGCAAGGGACAAAUUCUACGAGGACAUGAAUGUCCUCCUGGCGACUGUGUCGAAGGCGGACAAAUUGAUUGUUCUUGGCGGCUUCAGCGGCCGCAUCGGCAUAGACCAUGCUGCCUGGAGAGGAGUGCUAGGUCCCCAUGGGCUCAACGGCUCCUUCUCCGCACCUGCACAGAACAUCGACUCAUCAUGAGGAACACCUUCUUUCGCCUCCCGAUGCGAAAGAAGGCCACGGGGAUGCACGCUCGGCCGUGUCAGUGACAUCUGCUGAACUAUGUCCUCGUCCGGAGGCGAUACCAGCGGGACGUGCUGGUGCCAAAGGCGAUUCCGGUUGCUGACGGGUUGACCGACCAUCGCCUCAUCAUCUCAAAGAUGAGGAUUCGCCUACAGCCUCGCAGGAGACCACAAAGUAAGUGAUCCCCAGGUCUGCUGAAUAUUGCUUUGUUGUCUUUGCCUGUUCACCAUGUCCAUUUCAGCAACGAGCUAGCCCAACGGCUAUACAACCUUCCAGUCGCUGCUGCCGCCGCCGCCGCCGCCGCUGACGAGAACGCCUCCGCGGAGAACCGGUGGUAUCAAAUGCGAGACACAGUCCAGUCGACGGCGCUAACUGUCCACGGUCGCGCAAGCCGCCAACACCAAGACUGGUUCGACGGCAACGACGCCGCCAUCAGCAACCUGCUCGGCGAGAAGAACCGCCUGCACAAAGCCUACCUCGACAGCCGCACCGACGACAACAGAGCUGCUUUCUACCGUAGUCGCUGUCUCGUUUAA